Molecule: messenger RNA, 655 nt
Organism: Zootoca vivipara (common lizard)
Lineage: Eukaryota; Metazoa; Chordata; Lepidosauria; Squamata; Lacertidae
Gene: PFDN6
Product: prefoldin subunit 6
Biological process (GO): protein folding; chaperone-mediated protein complex assembly
Cellular component (GO): prefoldin complex; cytoplasm
Molecular function (GO): protein-folding chaperone binding
Source: RefSeq, a predicted model, not a curated record
AAGGCGCUGGCGGCCCCUCUGCGCCUGCGUAGGAAGGAGCGAGACCGCGAGGGAUCUUGGGUGACGAAGACGUGCUGCGGGCGGAAGUCCCUUGGGUUAGAGGUCGGGAGGAGGAGCUUUAGCGGAACCUGCAGCUUCCUGGGGGCUCUUGGCUUUUCUUCAAGCAAAGCUGUGCUGGCAAUUACUUGCCUUUUCUGCAGAGAGUGCCACCCCCACCCCUGCUCCUGAGCCGUGUGAGAGAAGGAGGCGAUGGCUGAAGCCCUGCAGAAGAAGCUCCAGGGAGAGCUGGAGAAAUACCAGCAGCUACAGAAAGAUAUCAGCAAGUCCAUGACGGCCCGGCAGAAGUUGGAGGCUCAGCUGACUGAGAACAAUGUGGUGAAGGAGGAGCUGGACCUGUUGGAUUCAUCAAACACAGUCUACAAGCUGAUUGGGCCCGUCUUGGUGAAGCAGGACACAGACGAGGCCAAAGCCACGGUCGCGAAACGGCUGGAGUACAUCGCAGGGGAGAUCAAGCGUUACGAGGGCCAGAUGCAGGAUUACGAGAAGAAGUCGGACCAGCAGCGGGAGACACUCGCGCGGCUGCAGCAGGAGUUCCAGAAAGCCCAGGGCAAGGGGGCCGUCAAGGCCUGAGGGGAGUCUGGGGGGUGUUGCUGGA